AGCAGAUAAUACAGGCAAGAAACAGAGAGCGAUACAGCCGUAGGAAGAAAACGCCAAGGACAAUGGCUCUACCAUCUUCUUCUUCUCCUCCUGCUCCUCCUCUCAGCGUGUCAACGCAGAUAAAGAAAGAUUCUUUUCGCUCACAUUCUUUUAAGCUUUCUUCUCUGCAGAAUGGAAACAAUACCAAUGAUAAUAAUGUAGCCUCUUUCAAUCAGAAUCCGUCUAGAAGACUUGCUCUCCUAAAACUCGGUGCCGCUAUCCCUGAGUCCCACUUGUUGGGUGUAAAAGCAUCUAAAUUGUUAAGCGGAGAUGUACAUAUGAUGAAACCUAGCACCUCUCCAAAAAUGGCACCAGUGAACACUGCGGUUGCUGAGGAAAAUGCAUUAGAGUGGGUUAACAAGGACAAAAGAAGAAUGCUUCAUGUUGUUUAUCGAGUUGGUGACUUGGAGAAGACAAUAAAAUUUUAUACUGAAUGCUUGGGGAUGAAACUGCUAAGAAAACGUGACAUACCAGAGGAGAGAUAUACAAAUGCGUUUCUUGGAUAUGGACCUGAAGAUUCUCAUUUCACUGUUGAACUUACUUAUAAUUAUGGAGUUGACAAGUACAACAUUGGAACUGGAUUUGGCCAUUUUGGCAUUGCAGUUGAGGAUGUUGCCAAGACAGUAAAUCUUGUGAAAGCAAAGGGGGGCAAAGUUACUAGAGAACCUGGUCUUGUUAAAGGUGGGAGUAUUAUGACUGCUUUUGUUGAAGAUCCAGAUGGUUAUAAAUUUGAGCUUUUGGAGAGGGGGCUUACACCUGAGCCUCUAUGCCAAGUAAUGCUUAGAGUGGGUGAUCUUGAUCGCGCUGUAAAUUUCUACAAGAAGGCCUUUGGCAUGCAGCUUCUUCAAAGAAGAGAGAACCCAGAAUCAGAGUAUGCAAUAGCCAUAAUGGGGUAUGGUCCAGAAGAUAAAAAUGCCGUGCUGGAGCUGACAUAUAAUUAUGGGAUCACAGAAUAUGACAAAGGAAAUGGUUAUACACAGAUUGCAGUAGGCAUAGAUGAUGUCUAUAAGAGUGCCAAAGCGAUUGAACUCUGUGGAGGAAGCAUUAUUCGUGAACCUGGACCUUUACCAGGGAUUAAUACCAAGAUUACUGCAUGCUUGGACCCUGAUGGUUGGAAAUCGGUCUUGGUUGAUAAUGUCGAUUUUCUCAGGGAACUGGAAUGAUCAAGUCUCAAUCCAUGGGAAGAUUCAUAACAGUUUUGUCUCUUUGGAAUUUGCCUUUUAGGAAAUAGGCAUUUUUGUCGCAAGAAAUAGCCCUUUGCUAGAAUUUGCCCAUGGCCAAUCUCAUUCAAUAGGCCCUUCCUUCCUUCAGCUUUGUAUAUGACAAACAAUAGUUAAAAGUGCGUUUACAUUUUCAAUUUCAAGAAAGUACGAGAUAUGCAUUUCUUUUUAA
Molecule: messenger RNA, 1431 nt
Organism: Hevea brasiliensis (rubber tree)
Lineage: Eukaryota; Viridiplantae; Streptophyta; Magnoliopsida; Malpighiales; Euphorbiaceae
Product: probable lactoylglutathione lyase, chloroplastic
Exons: 9
Coding region: 63-1202 (379 amino acids)
Cellular component (GO): cytoplasm
Molecular function (GO): metal ion binding; lactoylglutathione lyase activity
Source: RefSeq, a predicted model, not a curated record